Messenger RNA from Fulvia fulva, 891 nucleotides. Its product is annotated as U1 snRNP-associated protein. Gene Ontology annotation, biological process: mRNA splice site recognition. Lineage: Eukaryota; Fungi; Ascomycota; Dothideomycetes; Mycosphaerellales; Mycosphaerellaceae. Gene Ontology annotation, molecular function: mRNA binding. The transcript has 2 exons. Bases 1 to 891 code for a protein of 296 amino acids. The record is from RefSeq and is a predicted model, not a curated record. Gene Ontology annotation, cellular component: U1 snRNP; U2-type prespliceosome.
AUGGCGGCCGAACAGCGCAAGCUGCUCGAGCAGCUCAUGGGCGACCAACUUCUCGCUGGCCCAACUGCUCACAAAGCACCAGUCCUCACCAUCACCGACCCGAAAGUCUGUCGUUCCUAUCUGUGCGGCGGCUGCCCACACGAUCUCUUCACAAACACCAAACAGGACCUGGGACCCUGUGAUAAAAGUCACAUACCGAAUCUCAAGGACGAGUACGCGGCAGCACCAGAUGAGAAGAAGCGCGAGUGGGGUUUCGAGUUCGACUAUCAACGUGAUAUUGGCAAAUACGUCAACGAGUGCGACCGCAGAAUCGAUACAGCACAGAGGAGAUUAGAAAAGACACCAGAUGAGAUUCGGCAGACCAACACACUGCUGAAACAGAUUGAAGAUCUGUCAAGGACAAUAGAAGCUGGCAUCACUGAAGUAGAGAUCCUGAGCGAGCAAGGCGCGGUCAACUUGGCUGUGCAGGAAUUCCACAACCUCAAGCUCAAAAAGGUGCAGAAGGAGGAGAGGGAGCGUGAGCUUAAGAGUCUCAGCGAUACCUCUGGACCUUCAGGACACCAGAAGCUGCAGGUGUGUGAUGUGUGUGGUGCUUACCUCAGUCGACUGGACAACGACAGACGUUUGGCAGACCACUUCUUCGGCAAGAUGCAUCUGGGAUAUGCGCAGAUGAGGAAGGAGCACGAGAGGUUAAGCAAGGAGCUGAAAGGACGACCGCCGCCGAGAAGAGAUGAGUCGUCGUACGACAGAGAUGACGACGGAUACGGCGGACGAGGCUAUGGUGGGGGUGGGGGAGGAGGCUACGGAGGACGGGGAGGAGGCUACGGCGGUGGAAGAGGCCGUGGCGGCUUUGGAGGAGGUAGAGGUGGUGGUUUUGGUCAGCGCUGGUAA